Molecule: messenger RNA, 3618 nt
Organism: Sardina pilchardus (European sardine)
Lineage: Eukaryota; Metazoa; Chordata; Actinopteri; Clupeiformes; Clupeidae
Exons: 2
Coding region: 1-3618 (1205 amino acids)
Source: RefSeq, a predicted model, not a curated record
AUGAUAGUCACUUCGGAGGCUUCAAAACAUCUUAUCAUGCUGGAAUUGACGGUGCCCUGGGAAGAGCGCAUUGAGGAAGCAAAUGAGAGGAAACGCGCUAAGUACCAGGAACUGGUGGAGGAGUGCAGGGAGAGAGGCUGGAAAAUCUUCUAUGAGCCUAUAGAAGUCGGCUGUAGGGGUUUUGCGGGACGUUCAUUGUGCAAAGUCCUCAGCCGUUUGGGUGUGACAGGGGCAGCCAAGAAGCGGGCCAUCAAAUCCAAAGAACCCAAACAAGCUACAGAAAGCCCUACAGAGAAAUACCCCCAGGAGAUCCCGAGAGGGGGGGAGGAUGAGAUCUCCAAUCGGACGGACGAACGGUUAACGACCCAUGCAAACGGACAGACGACGAAUGUGACAUGCAUUUGCGGAAAGCUGUGCAAGAAUCAUCGUGGCCUAAGAAUUCAUCAGGCCAGAAUGAAAUGCUUGGAGCGGGAGAGUGAGGUGCAACGCACAGGUCUUGAACCUGGUGAGACGCAGGAGGAGCCCGGCCAGGAGGCAACCCACAGAGCCCAGUCCCUCCACGCACCAGAGCCUCCCAAUCCCAGCAGAGUAGUUCCGCAGCGGCGGAUUAAAUGGCCCCCAGCCAGCAAACGGAGUGAGUGGCUGCAGUUUGACGAGGAUGUGUCCUGUAUCGUCCAGGCCACAGCCAAAGGAGAUGCUGAUAGCCGACUCAAAACAAUGACUACCAUCAUCGUCAGCUAUGCCUCAGAAAGAUUUGGGCAGGAAGAGAAGGGAAAAACAAAGCCCUCCCUCUAUACCAUGAAUCGGAGGGCCACCAAGAUACAUCACCUGCGCCAGGAGCUCCGCACCCUCAAGAAACAGUACAAGAAAGCUACUGCUGAGGAGAAGCUACCAUUAGCGGAGCUGCAAAACAUCCUGCGGAAGAAGCUGAUGAUCCUUCGCAGAGCAGAGUGGCACCGAAGACGGGGAAGAGAGAGAGCCAGGAAGCGAGCGGCCUUCAUCGCCAAUCCCUUUGGCUUCACAAAACAACUGCUAGGGGACAAGCGCAGUGGCCGGCUCGAGUGCCCAACAGAGGAAGUGAAUCGCUUCCUCCAGGACACCGUGAGCGAUUCACUUAGAGAGCAGGAGCUGGAGCCCAACAGUGCCCUCAUCAGCCCCGAACCCCCAGUAACAGAGUUCAACCUGAGGGAGCCAAGCGUGAAGGAGGUUGAGGAAAUCAUCAAGGCAGCUCGCUCAGCAUCUACUCCUGGCCCCAGUGGAGUACCUUAUUUGGUCUAUAAGCGCUGUCCAGCGCUUCUCCGCCACCUUUGGAAGAUUUUGAAGGUGAUUUGGCGAAGAGGGAGAGUUGCUGACCAGUGGAGGUGGGCUGAGGGAGUGUGGAUCCCCAAAGAGGAGAACUCGAAAAACAUCAACCAGUUUCGAACCAUCUCACUAUUGAGUGUUGAAGGGAAGGUGUUUUUCAGCAUCGUCUCACGAAGACUGACAGAGUUUCUCCUCAAGAACAGCUACAUCGACCCCUCAGUGCAGAAGGGAGGGAUUCCUGGAGCCCCCGGCUGCUUGGAACACACUGGUGUAGUUACACAGCUCAUCAGAGAAGCCCAUGAGAACAGAGGCGACCUAGUUGUUUUGUGGUUGGACCUGGCCAACGCUUAUGGGUCCAUACCACACAAACUAGUCGAGCUUGCCCUACACCUCCAUCAUGUUCCCAGUAAGAUCAAGGACCUGAUCCUGGAUUACUAUAAUAAUUUCAGGAUGCGGGUCACUUCUGGGUCAGAAACAUCAGACUGGCAUCGCAUUGGUAAAGGAAUAAUAACAGGCUGUACCAUCUCUGUUAUCCUUUUUGCCCUGGCCAUGAACAUGGUGGUGAAGUCAGCCGAGGUGGAGUGCAGGGGGCCGCUAACCAAGUCAGGUGUGCGACAGCCCCCAAUAAGAGCCUAUAUGGAUGACCUGACCAUCACGACAACAUCGGUCCCAGGGAGCAGGUGGAUCCUACAAGGACUUGAGAGACUCAUCACCUGGGCAAGGAUGAGUUUUAAGCCCUCCAAGUCUAGGUCCAUGGUGCUGAAGAGGGGGAAAGUGAUUGACAAGUUCCGUUUUUCCAUCUCAGGAACUGUCAUCCCAACCAUCACAGAACAACCUGUCAAGAGUUUAGGGAAGCUCUUUGACUCCAGCCUGAAAGACUCUGUCGCCAUCCAGAACUCCAACAAAGAACUUGGAGCUUGGCUCACCAAGGUUGACAAGUCCGGUCUACCUGGUAGAUUUAAAGCCUGGAUCUACCAGCACUCCAUCCUGCCCCGAGUCCUAUGGCCUUUGCUGGUUUAUGCAGUCCCAAUAACAACAGUGGAGUCCCUUGAAAGGAAGAUCAGCGGCUUUCUUCGGAAGUGGCUGGGGCUUCCACGCAGUCUUACCAGCGCGGCACUGUAUGGGACAAGUAACAUCUUGCAACUGCCCUUCAGUGGUCUCACUGAAGAAUUUAUGGUGGUACGCACCAGAGAAGUCCUACAGUACAGAGAGUCCAGAGACUGUAAGGUGUCAGCAGCCGGCAUUGAGGUGAGGACAGGAAGGAAGUGGAAGGCUGGCAAAGCAGUGGAGGUGGCAGAGUCACGCCUGAGACAAAAGGCAUUGGUGGGCACUGUGGCGACAGGCAGAGUGGGCUUGGGCUACUUCGCAAAGACCCCAGUCAGCCAGGCCCGUGGCAAGGAAAGACAACAUCUACUCCAGGAAGAGGUCCGAGCAGGCGUAGAGGAGGAGCGAGUGAGCAGGGCAGUGGGACUCCGGCAGCAGGGAGCAUGGACAAGGUGGGAGAGUACACUGCAGCGCAGGAUCACCUGGGCAAACAUCUUGCAGGCAGACUUCCAUCGAGUCCGUUUCCUGGUGCAAGCUGUCUAUGAUGCCCUGCCAAGCCCAGCGAACCUCCAUGUCUGGGGGAAGAGUGAGACACCUUCUUGCCUUCUGUGCUCUGGAAGAGGCUCCUUAGAACAUCUCCUCAGCAGCUGCCCAAAGGCCCUGGCUGAUGGUCGCUAUCGUUGGCGCCACGACCAGGUGCUUAAGGCAAUUGCCGAAAGCGUAGCCUCAGCCAUCAGCACCAGCAAACACCAUCAUGCUCCAAAGAAGGCAGUCCUCUUCAUCAAAGCUGGAGAAAAACCCCGGGCGCGCUCACAAUUAACAACAGGCCUCCUCCACAAAGCCUCUGACUGGCAGCUGCAGGUCGACCUGGGAAAACAGCUGAGGUUCCCUCAGCAUAUUGCAACAACGAGGCUCCGCCCAGACAUGAUAGUCACUUCGGAGGCUUCAAAACAUCUUAUCAUGCUGGAAUUGACGGUGCCCUGGGAAGAGCGCAUUGAGGAAGCAAAUGAGAGGAAACGCGCUAAGUACCAGGAACUGGUGGAGGAGUGCAGGGAGAGAGGCUGGAAAAUCUUCUAUGAGCCUAUAGAAGUCGGCUGUAGGGGUUUUGCGGGACGUUCAUUGUGCAAAGUCCUCAGCCGUUUGGGUGUGACAGGGGCAGCCAAGAAGCGGGCCAUCAAAUCCGCAAGCGAAGCCGCAGAAAAAGCCACUAGGUGGCUUUGGAUUAAGAGGGCUGAUCCGUGGUCUGCUACUGGGACGCAAGUCGGGACUUGA